Haliotis rubra (blacklip abalone) is the source of this 2043-nucleotide messenger RNA. RefSeq names its product arginase-1-like. The transcript has 9 exons. Gene Ontology annotation, molecular function: arginase activity; manganese ion binding. The record is from RefSeq and is a predicted model, not a curated record. Gene Ontology annotation, cellular component: cytoplasm; cytosol; nucleus. NCBI's taxonomy places the organism in Eukaryota, Metazoa, Mollusca, Gastropoda, Lepetellida, Haliotidae. Bases 72 to 1046 code for a protein of 324 amino acids.
CUGCGCUUAUUUAACCGGAUCAAACAAAACUGUUCGCAACUGAUUCCAGGAGGAUUUAUACAAGUAACACAAUGCCUGUCUCUACCGCUGGCGCUAAAACGAAGAUCGGGGUGGUCGGGAUGCCCUUCUCAAAAGGACAGCCCAAGGCGGGGACACAGCUGGCGCCGAAACUCAUCCGUCAAGCAGGGAUGCUGGAAAAGAUGACUGAAGCAGGGAACGACGUGGUUGAUCACGGAGAUCUAGCUGUGGAGGACAUCGCCUCUGACGAACCUAUCAAAAACGUUUCAAGACCCAGAAAUGUGGGAACAGCAAACAAACUGCUGUGUGAGGCCGUUGAGAAGGUUCUUCGACAACAGCAGGGAUGUCUGGUGCUUGGUGGGGAUCACAGCAUCGCUAUGGGUUCCAUCCAGGGCCACCUUCAGGCAGAACCCGAUCUCGUGGUGUUGUGGGUGGACGCUCAUGCCGAUAUCAACACCCCCCUCACGUCACCUAGCGGCAACGUGCACGGCAUGCCCCUCUCUUUCAUGGUCAAGGAGCUCGAGCAAUACAUGCCCACUGUCCCUGGGUUCGAGUGGGUCAAACCGAGCUUGGCAGCUAAAGAUAUAGCGUACAUCGGUCUGAGGGACGUAGACGGGGGAGAAAAGGCGAUAAUUGACAAGCUGGGCAUACACAGCUUCUCCAUGCACGAGGUGGACAAGUACGGCGUGGCAGCAGUUGUUGACAGGGCGUUGAAGGCGAUGGACCCAAGUGGGAUUCGCCCGAUCCACGUCAGCUUUGAUGUUGACGCCAUUGACCCCAGCAUAAUCCCCUCCACUGGGACACCAGUGCCAGGCGGUCUGUCUUUGAGGGAGGCGUACUACAUAGCGGAGGAGGUCGCGGCGACAGGUCGUCUUAGUGUGCUGGACUGUGUUGAAGUCAACUCGUUGCUUGGAAGCAAGGAAGAUCAGCAACGAACGGUGAAGAAUACUGUUGAAGUCAUGUCCCGUUUCUAUGGCAACAAGAGAUGUGGCAACGUUCCUCGUGGAUACAUCCUGCCAGAGCCAUGAUGGACUUGUGAAACCUUGGCCAACGUCAUUAUAUACAAAAUGCCAUAUACACAUGUCAUUCAAGAACAUAUAGCCACGACAGACACUUCACUCGAGGAAUAAUGUCAAUUAUUUCCACCAUUGACAGGUUCUCAUCUCUUUGGUUCCCCUUCAGUGAUGCUUCAACAGAAUUCAACAGUUUGUAGUUAUUGAGAUGAAUGCUUCGUCCCACGGGUGUUGUUGAAAGGAGGCACCUCUCUCGUAUCCUUGUAUUAACCAGCUUCAGAACUGUGAUGGUUCUUGGACGGAUAGUCUACAUAUGACGUACAUUCGUCACCUCUCGGCCCUUUCCGUAAUCUCGCUAUUCAGCUUGUCCCGGAAUAACACGAAGUGGUCACGAAUGGACGCGGAGGUUGAGCGAUAAUAUUAUGUCGGAUGAGUAACAUCAAGGCUGAAUCAGAAUGAAAGUAGUGGAAUAUACGCAACACCCACAGUUUGUUUACCAUCUUGAGAUGAGCAAAUAGGAAUGAAAGAAGUAUUGAACCUUGUUCCUUGUUAAUCAGCAUUCGCCAUAAUUAUAUAUAUAUAACCGUUGAUCUUGACCCGUGAAUCCCUCAAGCGCACACACGUUUACCUAAUUCGUGUACCGAUCAUUUACUUACUUAGUACCUCAUCAGAUGAUCUCGGAUUGAUAUUAUUUAAUUUGGCAUUGUUAUUUAUUUAUUAUUCUGAAAGUAUAAAAUGUUAUGCAUGUGUUUUAAAUAUUUUUGCAUCUUGAUUAUUAUGUGUUUUGUUACAAUCAGAUUGUCUUUUCAAUCCCGAAUUGCGGGAUACAAGCAAUGCCCAUAGAUCGGUGUUACAACCCGAGAUGAUCAACCUACACGGUACAUAUCAGGGCCUUAUAUCUGACGUAGGAUAUACACUGGAAAUAUGUACAUAUUGUUUGUGUUUUAAUUUUGUUCUAAUUAAAACCAACUGGAUAUAAUUUUAUUUCAAUAAAACAUCCUUUGAAUUUUUA